UUCAUGCAGAAAUCCAAACUCUAAUUCCAACGUUUUUGCAACCACAACAUCAGUAGUUUUAUGUAUGCAACGCAUGUAGUUUUUGGUAUUUAAUUAUAAUAUUCAGGGAACACAGGACUGUAAACUGACAUUUAAAGUUACUGUAAAUGUUUCGGCAUUUAGUAACAGACACUGUCUUAUGUUGCUUAGCUGACUGGUUCAGAAAUAAAAGGGAGAUCACUAAUAAAGGCGAAAAACCAGUUUAACUUAAUUCCUCUUUGCAACAGAGGCAGUCUUUCCAGAAUAAAGCUUCUAUUUUUCGCAACAACAUACCGUGACUGUCAGAAACCCACCGAUCCAGUCAAACGGAAUGUUUUAAGUGGUUGGGUUUCUAGUGUUUUCUACUUUAACUAUUAGCGACGUUAAAUUUAAAGUGCAGAUUGGUAGGCUCGGCAUAAACAAAAUAAUGCAUAGAAACCAUCAUUAUAAAUUUGAGCAAAAUUAAUUAAUAUUUAACCAGAAAUGUGAGAAUAUCACGCGACAUACUUUAGUGUGUAGUUUUUGGUAUUUAAUUACAAAGGCUGUAUAUACUCCAGCUUGUUGCCGACUGCGCGGGGCUAAUCACAGAUGGUUACAUACUAAGUUUCCGUACUUAGUAAAUUUUGUUCGGAAAGUUAGACACUCCCACGCAGUCUGUGUCUCAUAAAAGAAGUCAACCUUGUAUUACCAAGAGUUGAAUAAUCGUGGAGGCUUUUUGUUUGUGUAUAAAUAAGUAAACUAGAUUUGCAAGAUUUAUAUAUUUAGCACGUUGGUUUAAUAUAUGUAAUAAUCCGACAGUAUGUUUUUUUCUACCUUUAACUUUAGGACCUAGAGGAUAUAAACUUUUGUUCUAAAGUACAACCUUUGCCGUUGACAUUCCGCCGUGGAGGUUAAUGAUACCUUCUCGCUGGUUUUGCUUUUCGCAUUUGUGUAAAUAGUAUUAUUUUAUUUAACAGGCUAUUUGAGCUGUGUUUUUCGAAGCUAUCAAAUGAAUUGGAACUGGAGUGAGAUAUUUUCAAGCCCAUUAUGGGCAGUUUCCAGCCUAAUACUGGGGCUGGUGGUUUGGGUGCAGCGGAGGGCGCGCUGGGACCCCCGGGACUGUCCAGUGCAGCUCAAAGGCAAGACGGUCAUUGUCACAGGAUCCAACACCGGAAUAGGGAAAUUCGUAGCACUGGACUUUGCCCGGCGCGGCGCGCAUGUAAUCCUCGCAUGUCGCAGCAAGGAGCGUGGAACAGCGGCAAUGCACGACAUCCGUCGCCUAAGCGGCAACCAGAAUGUGCAUCUGCGCCUGCUGGACACUUCAUCUCUGCAGUCCGUUCGGCAGUUUGCCGAAGACUUCCUGCGAGAGGAGAAGCAGCUGCACAUUUUGGUGAACAACGCCGGGGCUUCUGGUUUGCCUAGGAGGAUCACGGCAGAUGGGCUGGAAGUGACCUUCGCUACAAACCAUGUGGGACCCUUCCUGCUCACAAACCUGCUCCUAGACCUAAUGAAGCGUUCUGCUCCUGCACGCAUUGUCAACGUGUCCUCAAUCAACCACUGGAAAGGCCAGGUCGACUUUGCACACUUCCAUGGGAACAGCUUGACCCGUGGAAUGGACAGCACCUACAACCAUACCAAGCUACACAACAUUUUGUGGGCUAAGGAGCUAGCGCAGAGGCUUCAGGGCACAGGCGUGACGGUGAACUCCCUGCACCCUGGUGUAGUAAAGACGGACGUGAUGAGAUACUACCACUGGCUUAUCAGGCUCAUCUUCAAUAUAAUAGGAAUCUUCUUUUUCAAGUCUGCGGAGGAGGGGGCAGUCAGCAUCAUCUACUGCGCUGUGGCCGAGGAGACCGAUAACAUCACUGGGAAAUACUUUGACAGCAACUGCUCACUUGUUCUUCCCUCCCCUUUGGCCCGGGAUCCAGCUCUGGCAGAGAAAUCGUUUGAGUUUUGCGAGAGACUGACCUCGAAGCUGUGAACAUCCAGAGUAAAGAGGAUAGGUGUUUUUCAUUUCAUUUAAUUGAAAUUAAGCUGUUUUUUACCAGGACAAUGCAUCAAGGACUAAAUAUCCUGCUGUAAUUCUUACGCUGUUUGUCAAAUACAGUGGGCGCAGCUAACGAAAAAGUUAGCUUCAAUGACCAUUAAUCAUAACCAUAUAUCAAUUACAUCACUUCAUAAUAUGGAAACGGAUAAAAUAUAAUUAAAAAGUACUAAAUUUAAAUAAAAA
Brienomyrus brachyistius is the source of this 2227-nucleotide messenger RNA. RefSeq lists its product as uncharacterized. The transcript has 6 exons. The record is from RefSeq and is a predicted model, not a curated record. Lineage: Eukaryota; Metazoa; Chordata; Actinopteri; Osteoglossiformes; Mormyridae. Bases 1007 to 1978 code for a protein of 323 amino acids.